AACAACCAUUUACUUAUUUAUUACGGCAACAAAACAACGCGUAUUUUAUUGCGUUUACUUCUGAUGAUUAUAAAUAUAUUUACUUAAUAAAAUUAACUAUGCAGGAUCUAGCAAGUUCUGAUGCAGGUGUUCAAGCAGACAUAAAUGAACCAUAUGUUGAAGAAACUCAAGUAAAGAUUCGCCCAUUGGAUCGUGUAACACUGCAUCCAAAAGAGCCCCUUGAACCAUCAGUGUAUGGAAAAGGAAAGAGCUACAGCAGACCUUGGAUACUUCAGGAUGGACGGGAAUGUUCAGAAAAAGGAACCGAAAUGCGAGCCAAAUAUAAAAUUCCUAAAAAACCACACAGUACGCAAGGUAUACGCAAGCGGAUCCUUACCGACUUCUUCUGGGAGCAAAUGUUGGAUGAGGUGAUGGACGAGCUGGCCGCCUCCACUCCCGUUGCCGAGUACUGCUCCGAGUAUGAUUCGAAUUACGUUAAAGACAAUUUUGAACCUCGUAAUUUGGAAAUGGCCGCGGAUAACGAUAUGCAUUUGAAAUUUCCUCUGUACGGCACCGGAUCAAGUGCGAUAACAUUUUAUAGCGAAACAAUCAAGAAGAAUGGACCUGGUGAAAUAUUGGAGAAGUUUAGAAGAUGCCAAGACUUCUCCAAGCCAAUGUCGGAGCGGCUGGACGAUGGAUGGGUUUUGUAAUGUUUGGUUUGUAUUUAGGUAUUCAACGCACACUCUGAAUUUCUAUCGGCGAAUGUUAAAUUAGCCUACUUGUAGUCUACACACGCUUUUAAUUGAUAAAUACAUU
Messenger RNA from Plutella xylostella (diamondback moth), 795 nucleotides. RefSeq lists its product as uncharacterized. The record is from RefSeq and is a predicted model, not a curated record. Lineage: Eukaryota; Metazoa; Arthropoda; Insecta; Lepidoptera; Plutellidae.